GUGUCUAUCGUCUGUUCGUGUACAUACGAGUCUGCUUGUUUGUAGAAGUUAUUAGACCAGACGGGGCGUAGAAACUGGGCGCGGCUUGGAGGAGAACGGGCGAAUUCACCACAGAAAGAAAGAUAAAAGAAACUGAACAACAUGGCUGAAGUGCCUGUCAGAGGACUUCGCAAGGCGAAGGAGUAUGACUGGAAGGACUCGAACCUCGCACUCUUCGGAUCGGAUGUCGAGAAGAACAUCAAGAAAGAGUCGGCUAAAACCGAACCGGCUUGGGAGAAUGCCGGGUCAAAGGUCGGCCUGGAGAUUUGGAGGAUCGUCAAGUUCAAGGUCAAGCGUUGGCCCAAGGAGGAGAAGGGUUCCUUCUUCAGCGGGGAUUCCUAUAUCAUCCUCAAUACAUACAAAAAGCCCGAUUCGAAGAGCGAGGAGCUUCUCUAUGAUGUUCACUUCUGGAUCGGCAAACACUCCACUCAGGAUGAGUACGGGACCGCAGCCUAUAAGACCGUCGAGCUCGAUCACUUCCUCGACGACAAGCCCGUCCAGCACAGGGAGGUCAUGGAUUACGAGUCCGAUCUCUUCAAAACCUACUUCGACACCAUCACGUUGAUGGAAGGUGGAGCUGACUCUGGUUUCCGUCACGUGGAUCCCAAGAAGUACGAGCCACGUCUACUCCAUUUCAAAGGAGACCGCAAACGCGUCAACUUGCACGAGCGCCCGAUGUCUAGGAAGUCUCUGAAAAGUGGUGAUGUCUUCAUUCUGGAUCUGGGUCUUAAGCUCUACCAGUGGAACGGAUCUAAGAGCAACAAGGAUGAACGAACAAAGGCUGUUCAGUACCUCUCCCAACUCAAGGAGAUCCGUGGUAAGGCCAAGAGCGAAACCGUGGAUGAAAACCGUCUUAGUGAUGCUCAUCCCUUCUUUACACACCUCCCCGACGUACCCGUAGACGAAGUGGAUUGCGUUCCCGUGGAUAACUCCCUGCCGACAAUGUUCAGGCUCCAGAAUACUGGCCAGCUGACAUUCACAAAGGUUGCUGAGGGAAUCCCAUUGAAGAAAGAAAAACUUGACUCCAACGAUGUGUUCAUCGUUGAUACACGCAAGGAUUGCUUCGUAUGGAUUGGAAAGGGUGCUGACCAGGUCGAACGCCGUAAUGCAUUUGGCUACGCCCAUAACUACUUGAUGAAGUGUCCACAUCCCUUCAUCCCUAUCACCGCAAUUCAGGAGGGGCAGACCAACGCCGCAUUCGAGGCCGCCCUCGCUUAAAUUAUGCUCACAGUCAUGGCGUAGCGUGGCGUAGCGUAGCGUAGCAUCAGUAUUUUCCUCGUGAAUUAUUCAAAAAGGGCUGAGUUACCCUUCUUAAAUAAUUUACGUUUUUAAGAUGUAUUACUCGUUCUAUUUUGCAGCUCAAUCAGUUAAAGAUAACACUCAUUUCAAAGUAAUGUUUUUUCAUGCUACUGGAAAAGACUCCUUGCUUUCAAUUUAAGAUAGGUAAGGGUGAUAAGAAAUUGCAAUUAAACAAAGCAGUCAAAGAUGUAAGAAAAGGAUAUUAAGGAAGACUGAGAAAAAGAAAGAUAAUGGAACGGAAAUUGAGAGAAAUGAAAACAAAUAAAAGAUUGGUUAUGAUAAUGGAAUGAAGAUGCAAACAAAACGAAGAAGAAGAAGAAGAAGAAUUAAAAGAAUACGAAGAAGAAGGAUGUAACGAAAGGGAGUUCGACAAAUGUGUGGAAAAUGAAGAGAGAAAGCAAGUCCAACAGAUGAAGGGCUGAAAAUUAAGAGGAAACAAAGAAGGACAACACAUUAAAUCUCGUAUCAUCUUUCAGAAAUCUCACAACUAUAUAUUUUUUCUUUUUCUAUACUGUUUUUUGAAUAAAACCACUUACGCUACGUCACUUAAAUCCUGUCUAAUUAAGUACAGUGACCUUAUCAUUUGUAUUUUUACUACUUUGUUCAAUAUAUAUGUUUAUGUUAGGAGUAGUGCAACUUUUUGUUAUUUAACAUUCUUGACUUUUAAUGGAAAUUUAUUUAGUGUACAAUAUACGACUGUAUGUGAAGAUUUUGUAGAUUCACAUUUAAUAAUUUUUAGAUGAUUAUAGAGGAAAGUGUUGCAAUAGAAGGGUUUACCCAAACGCAGUUUGGUUAAAGCCAGGGUAAUGUAGGAAUUCCGUAGGCUCCUUGAAGAUGCGUAUUGUAAAUACAGGUAUUUUCAUAUUGAUAUCAUUGUUAUAAUACAUCUUAUGCAAAUUUUACCUCGAAUUUGAUGCCUUCUAGAUAAGAUUUUACGGUGAUUCUAUGACUGCAAUAAAUAAUGAUUCGUUCAUUCAUACCGAACGCGAGGUUUUUUAAUUAGCAAACUAAUGCGCGUGGCUAAGUCAGGGUGUAAAUGGUUAUCUAAAUUCACUUUAUGUUUGAACGUUAUUACAAGCAAAGAAAAUUGGGCGUUUGAGUAUCGUUUACUUAUCUGCCAUGGAUAUGGGUCAACAGAUUUGACGAGCCUAAACAUCAGGCAUUAUCUUGCAUAUAACUAGCAAGUAAAAUAGAACAUAAUUUGUUAGACCUCCUUUUACAAGAGGACAUGUUCUCUUGCCUCCUCCCAGGAUCCGUCACAGUAUAAUAAACUGAUAGUUCAUAUAGUUCAUAGGUGUACCUGUAGAUUAAAAUUAAUUGUUGUCAUUUUACAUCAACGUAUCUAAGGUAAA
This is a messenger RNA of Strongylocentrotus purpuratus (purple sea urchin), 2690 nucleotides long. RefSeq names its product gelsolin-like protein 2. Bases 142 to 1257 code for a protein of 371 amino acids. Lineage: Eukaryota; Metazoa; Echinodermata; Echinoidea; Camarodonta; Strongylocentrotidae. The record is from RefSeq and is a predicted model, not a curated record. Gene Ontology annotation, molecular function: actin filament binding. The transcript has 10 exons.